This is a messenger RNA of Leptidea sinapis, 973 nucleotides long. Its product is annotated as protein KTI12 homolog. The transcript has 4 exons. The coding region runs from base 82 to 969 and encodes 295 amino acids. The record is from RefSeq and is a predicted model, not a curated record. NCBI's taxonomy places the organism in Eukaryota, Metazoa, Arthropoda, Insecta, Lepidoptera, Pieridae.
CAAUUACCAAAUGUAAAUAAAAAUGUAAAUGUAUUUUUAGGAUUAUAUUUGUUCAUCUUUAAUUUAUUAUAAGAAAUUAAAAUGCCCCUAAUCAUAAUAUGCGGGACUCCAGUAAGCGGGAAGACUACAAGAGCUAAUGAACUUAAAGAGUUCUUUGAGAAAACUCAUAAUAAACAAGUCAAUAUUGUUUCUGAAGAUGAAGCAAUCAAAAAAUUAGGUUAUACAAAAGAAUCUACGUAUCUAGACUCACAAAAAGAAAAGAGAUUGCGUGGAUAUCUUAAAUCGGAGGCAAUAAAGCUAAUUGGAAAAGAUAAUGUAGUGAUAUUAGAUGCAAGUAACUACAUUAAAGGAUAUCGCUAUGAACUCUAUUGUGCAUCAAAGGCAUCAAAAUCAACACAGUGUACAAUUUAUCCAAUUAGAAAUCAUGACGAAGCUUGGGAGGCUAACAAAUUAAGAAUUAAAAGUUAUGAUAGCAGUGAUAUUGCAAAUGCAAAUGGAGUUGAACCAUAUUCCAAAGAGGUGUUUGAUGCUCUCACCAAGUUGAGAUUUGAAGAACCAAACUCUAACAAUCGCUGGGACAGUCCAUUGUUUACAGUGCAAUUUUCUGAUCCAUUAAAUGUGGAUGCUAUUUACAAUGUCUUGUUCAAACGUAAGCCGCCACCUCCUAAUAUGAGUACACAAAAUCCACCAUUAACAUCAACCAACUUCUUAUACGACCUGGACAAUAUAACGCAAGCUAUCUCCAAACGUAUACUAGAAGCAAAGGAUUUCGAUCUAAGUGUAGUAAAGUUCCCGGAGUACCCAGGGUGUGUAGUGGACUGUGACGUCAUGCAGUCUGUUAACCCACAGAACUUGCUGCGACUUCGAAGGCAGUUCCUGACUUACGCGAAGAUGAACCAUUCAAAUGAGAACGCGGAUAAGUUGGGACGUUACUAUAUACAGUAUUUGAAUAAAACUUUGAUGGAUUGAUUGA